Messenger RNA from Tupaia belangeri chinensis (Chinese tree shrew), 2626 nucleotides. RefSeq names its product adenosine deaminase tRNA specific 1 (gene ADAT1). The record is from RefSeq and is a predicted model, not a curated record. The coding region runs from base 476 to 1906 and encodes 476 amino acids. Lineage: Eukaryota; Metazoa; Chordata; Mammalia; Scandentia; Tupaiidae. Gene Ontology annotation, molecular function: tRNA-specific adenosine deaminase activity; RNA binding; adenosine deaminase activity. The transcript has 11 exons. Gene Ontology annotation, biological process: tRNA processing.
AGCACUUGCUUUACGGCGUCACGUCCUCCCGGCGUCCCGGGCUCGUCUCGGUCUCUCCAAGCGCACGAGCGGUGGAGGUGCGGGGGGAGUGUCCCAGAAGUGCCGAGGUCGCGGGGCCGAGGGCGGGAUUGAGAGGGGUCCUCCGGUCCCUGGGUCAGGUCUUCAGGUCCAGCUCUGCCACGCGCGUGCUGUGGGGAGAGGUGAAGACCGCGCGCUCUCGGACGUGGCCCCCACGUGUGGGGCUGUCAGCCGGGCUGUGCGGAGAGCGGGACCGCGCCGUGUGGCCUGGCUACAGCACGCCGCCGAUCCCAUGAGGAAACUGAGGCACAGAGCGAUUAAGUAACCUACCUGACAUUACAGUUUACGGCAAAACUGGAAUUAAAACCCAGAACCAAAAAAGGACAACUCCAAAGACCAAUCCUUAAACACAAUUGUGAAGAGAACACUUGACUGGACCUCAGCACCAGCUCAGACCAUGUGGACGGCAGAUGAGAUUGCUCAGCUGUGUUACCAACACUAUGAGAUCAAGUUGCCCAAGCAAGGAAAGCCUGAGCUGAAUCGUGAGUGGACGUUGUUGGCAGCUGUGGUGAAGAUACAGCGUCCAGCUGACCAGGCCUGUGACAACCCUGCAACAAAGGAAGUUGUCUCAAUGGGAACAGGCACAAAAUGCAUAGGCCAGUCCAAAAUGAGGAAGAGUGGAGACAUCCUCAAUGAUAGCCAUGCUGAGGUCAUAGCCAGAAGAAGUUUCCAAAGGUACCUUCUCCAUCAGCUCCAGCUGGCAGCCAUCUUGAAAGAAGAUAGUAUCUUUAUCCAAGGAACUCAGAGAGGGCUGUGGAAACUCAGACCAGAUCUCUUUUUUGUGUUUUUUUCUAGUCACACACCCUGUGGGGAUGCCUCUAUCAUUCCAAUGCUUGCAUUUGAAGAACAGCCUUGCUGUCCUGUCAGCAGAGAUUGGGCCAAGAACCCAUCCGUAGAAGGCAGUGAUAACCUGGAAGCUCCUGAAAAUAAAAGGCAACUUGAAGACCCUGAGAGUCCUAUAACCAAAAGGAUGAGACUUGAGCUUCAAACUCCUACAAGGGAGGUUGCCAAUGGUACAACUCACCAUCAGAGUUUUGGCAAUCACGAAACUGGCCCGGCCUCAGCAAGUAUCAGCAACUCUGAUCUCACGUUAGUGGGAAUGGCCGCUGUCACCGGAGUAGCCCUCAGUGGUGCCAACGUGGUAGAUGUUUAUAGAACUGGAGCCAAGUGUGUGCCUGGAGGAGCUGCAGACUCAGGGUUGCCUGGUGCUGCAUAUCACCAGGUGGGGUUGCUCCGGGUGAAGCCAGGCCGGGGAGACAGGACUUGUUCCAUGUCCUGCAGUGACAAGAUGGCCCGAUGGAACGUCCUUGGAUGCCAAGGGGCACUGUUGAUGCACUUCCUAGAAGAACCCAUUUACCUGUCAGCUGUGAUCAUUGGGAAGUGCCCAUACAGCCAGGAGGCCAUGCAGAGAGCACUGGUUGGGAGGUGUCAGAAUGUCUUGUCUUUACCCAGAGGCUUCGGAGUUCAAAAGCUGAAAAUUCAGCAGUCAAACUUACAGUUUGAACAGAGCCGCAGUGCAGUGCAAGCAAAAAGAGCUGACAGCCGAGGCCGGCUGGUUCCUUGUGGGGCAGCAAUCAGCUGGAGUGCAGUUCCCGAGCAGCCGCUGGAUGUCACUGCCAAUGGCUUUCCACAGGGAACAACAAAGAAAGGAAUCGGGAGCCUUCAGGCCAGAUCUCGAAUCAGUAAAGUCGAACUCUUUAGAUCAUUCCAGAAGCUGCUAAGCAGUAUAGCAGAGGACAAGUGGCCAGACUCCCUCAGAUCGUCAUCUCAGCCUCGAAGCACGGGGUUAAGUGCCUUACUUUAUGGAGUGCAUCAGCGCCAAGCAUGAGCUCACUGUCUGGGGAAGUGAGCUGUGGAGAAAAUGACCAGCCCUGGCUGCCAGCGCCUUUGGUCGGAAGAAAGCAGGCCUGUCUGAUUUGGUAGUGUCUGUGGCUGGUGGAAAGCUGCCUACCUGGACCUUGGCUCUCUGUUUUUGGCUGUAAGACAAUGCUCUAAGCAACCCUUAACCAAAGUUUUCCAGUUGCUAAAACCCAGUUCCCUUCCUGGCUAAAUGGCUUAGGACAAGUUAUCUCAUCAGCUGCUGCUGCCCAUCACCCUGCCCUCCUGCGAUGGCAUCUGGACCAGCCAGGGGAGCUGUGAAAAUGAGUCCCGCUGAGCAGAGUGAUUCCUGGAACUAGGAGGCGGCUUCCAGGAGAAAGAUAAUGUAUGUGGGCUCACGUUCAAGGGUUCAAGCAGCUCUUUCCAUAGACACAGAGGCAGCUGUUGGAUACAGAAAGCCACAGAGGCAGAUAGUCGGGAGAAAGCAUCGUUAUUUUCCAGAAAGAAAAAUUCUUUUUAUUCUUUAUUUUGAAGAAUCAUAGUUGGCCUUCAAUCCCAUAAAUGUGAAUUCCUGUAAGCUUAAAUGUGUCUAUACUGGGGCUAGACUUACUUCCUGCAAGGCCAACCAGAUGGAUCUAAAACAAAUCUUAAGUAUUGUCCGUGGCCCAAUGGAGGAGGAAGAUGGGACAUAGCAGAGGGUGGGGGAUGGGGAAUCAGGGAUGGCAAGACA